AUGAUAAUAACAAGAACUAAUGGGGAUAGCGAUGAGACCACCUUAUACUUUGUACUGCAAAGAAGAAAAGGACAUGGAAAAUCAAAAGGACUUUCUUCUCUAUUAGUAGGCACUUUGGAUAGUGUAUGGGAUACGAAACCUGCGCCAUACAGAAUAUUACAUCAAACUCCAAACUCAGAAAUAUAUUAUGUAAUAGCUACAGCUCUAACUGAACAAGAGAUUAGACAAGACUGGCAGUGGCUUUUUGAUAAUGUUAGCCCGACUUUGCAUUCUUUUGAUAGCGAAGAAGAAAUCACUGAAUUUGUAUGUUGCAAAAUAAAUUCCAUAUUAGCAACUGAACAGGAGCAUUUAACAGAAGAUGAAGAUACAUACAAAAAUGUGGAUUAUCUAUUUCACCAAAGAUUUUCAAUGCCAAAAGAUGAGAAGUUGGUUUGCUAUUAUUCUUGUAGCUACUGGAAGGGUAAAAUGCCUCGACAAGGGUGGAUAUAUCUGUCCGUUCACUACAUGUGUUUUUACUCAUAUAUCUUUGGAACGAAAACUUCACUAAAGAUCAGAUGGGCUGAUGUCACAGAACUUGCAAAGACAAAUAGUAUCUUGUUUCCAGACUCCAUCAAAGUUGUGACUAGGGAUGGAGAACAUUACUUCACAAUGUUUUUGAAAAAGAAUGAGACAUUUGCAUUAAUGCAACAGCUGGCCAAUAUUGCUAUGAAACAAUUGAUUGAUGACAAGUCAGGUAGUUUUAAUAUUGAUAAAGAUCUACUGACAAAACUUAGCAAGAAUGUGCCAAAGAAGCCAUCAUUCCUCAAGCGGGAUUUAGAUGCAAGAAAGCAGUCAAAUUUGUAUACAUUGCGUUUUCGGUUGCCGCAUACUGAGAAACUGGAUGGUAGUGAAGAAUGUACUUUGUGGACGCCUUACAACAAGAGAUACAAUUGGGGAAGAUUAUACUUGUCACAAAAUUUUAUAUGCUUUGACAGCAGAGUGCGGCACCUAGUCAGGCUGACGAUACCCCUCCGGAACGUGCACCAAGUGGAGAGGGCCGACUCUGGCGGUGCCGGCAGCUCUGGCGAAUCGGGCAGCAUCCUCAUAACGACCGCGCACCACACGAGUUUCCUAUUCGGGAACAUAUCCGACCGCGACUUCCUCGUCCACAAGAUAUCCGAGCUACUAGCCAAGCUGCCCAAUGAUGCGUACAGGGAGAAGUCUACUCGGGCGUUGGACAGGAGCGAGGAGGGGCCCGACUGGACCCCGCAGCCGCCGCUGAUGACCCUGUUCAAGACCCACCAGACCGCCACCAUAAAGCAGAUUCAGCAGAAAAAGGAGAAGCAGUGGGAGGACCACAUGUCGGAGGUGGGCCGCGGCGUCAGCAUGUACCAGACGACGGCGGGCAGCGAGCUGGUGGUGAACGGCAUACCGGAGUCGCUGCGCGGCGAGCUCUGGAGCGUCUUCUCCGGCUCCAGCCUGCAGAAGGCGCAGAACAAGGGCCUCUACGCGAAGCUGGUGAAGCGGGCGCUCGCGUCGAGGAACCAGGCGAAUGACGAGAUCGAGAGGGAUCUGCACCGCUCCCUUCCAGAACACCCCGCCUUCCAGAACGACGUCGGUAUUUCGGCGUUACGCCGAGUGCUUUGCGCUUAUGCACUCAAGAACCCCACCAUCGGGUAUUGCCAGGCCAUGAACAUCGUGGCCUCCGUUCUGCUCAUCUACUGCCCAGAGGAGCAAGCCUUCUGGCUCCUGGCAACAAUAUGCGAGACUCUUCUACCCGACUAUUACAAUACCAGGGUAGUGGGAGCUUUGGUGGACCAGGGCGUUCUGGACGACCUGACCAAGACCCACCUGCCGGAGCUGCACGCGAAGCUUGACGAGCUGGGGAUAAUGAAGAUGAUAUCGCUCUCCUGGUUCCUCACGCUCUUCAUCAGCGUGAUGUCGUACGAGUGCGCCGUCAACGUGAUGGACUGCUUCUUCUACGACGGUGCCAAAGUCAUAUUCCAGGUGACGCUCACGAUCCUGGACAUCAACCGCGAGAAGCUGCUGAAGUGCGCCGAGGACGGGCAGGCCAUGCAGGUGCUCAGCGAGUACCUGGAGGGGAUCUACAACGAGGAGGCGAUGGCGCUCUCCACCGAGCCCAGGACAGCCGAGAAGACGAUAAACGUCCAGGAGCUGGUGUACAAGUCGUACCGCUCGUACGGCGCUGUGGUGAGCGGCGAGUGCAUAGAGCACCUGCGGCUAAAGCACCGGCUGCGGGUGGUGCGCCAGCUCGAGGACAGCCUCGAGAAGAACACGCUCCGCGCGCUGCAGCAGGACCGCCUCCUCGACCCGCAUGAGCUGCAGGAGCUGCUGAGCCUGAUCCGCGAGGAGCUGUUCUGGGCGAAGCGCGUGCCCUGCGAGCGUCUGGAGGCGCCGUACGAGGCGUACAGGCUGGACUACGCACAGUUUAAGACCCUGUUCGGCGCACUGUCGCCCUGGGCCAAGGGCGAGUACGCCGACGCCAUCACCGUCAGGAUGUUCAAGCUGGUGGACCACGACGAGGACGGGCUGGUGAGCGCGCGCGGGCUGAGCGUGGCGCUGGGGCUGAGCGCGCGCGCGGAGGCGCAGCGGCGCCUGCGCGCCCUCUACUGCGCGCACGCGCCGCCGCUGCUCUCGCCGCUCGACCUGCGCCCCGCGCACUACACCGACACCGGCGAGGAGCUCGCCGCGGACGCCAUCUCCUUCUUCGACAGCAUGGACAGCUCUACUUCUCCGGAGCCGAAUGUUAAUCCGGGCAUGCACCGCUCCAUAAGCGAGAUUUGCUACGAUGGCAGCUACAUGGACAAGUCUACAGACAGCACCUCCAGUCAACAGGAGAGCGAGGCGGCGGCGGUGCGCGCGUGCGCCCUGGCCGGUCUGGCGGCCGGCGGGGGCUCCCCUGGCAGCCCCCCGCGGCCCCCCCCGCCGGCGCCCCCGCUGCCCCGCGCGCACCUGCUGCGCCUGCUGGCCGCCCUGCACGGCCUCACCGAGCACAGCGGGCCGCUCUACGAGGCGGUGGCGCGCGCGGGCACCUUGCUGCUACAACUGGGCGAGAUGACGCAUCGACCUGAGUUGGGCCGCGAGAUAUCGCAGGACAGCCUCUUCCUAGCUGCUGCAGCGAAACAACCCGACUCCGCUCAGCUGGACCCCAACGGCAACAAGACGGCGGAUCGGGAAGCAUCGACCCAACAACAAGCGUCACCUUUAAAGGAAAACGAGCCUUCGUCCGACGGCGAAUGGUUCAUAACCCUGGAGCAGUUCCUAGCCACGAUGCUCUCGGAGCCCGCUCUUGAGGAGUUCUUCAAUAAGCAAGUACCACUUCUGCCCAAACUCGAAGCGCUCCGGCAAAGAGACCGAUCACAGUCCGUAUCC
This is a messenger RNA of Iphiclides podalirius (scarce swallowtail), 3372 nucleotides long. NCBI's taxonomy places the organism in Eukaryota, Metazoa, Arthropoda, Insecta, Lepidoptera, Papilionidae. The record is from the annotation of a GenBank genome assembly.